CUUUGUUCAGGACGUUAAGUGCCCGGAUGUUAGCUUUACCAAAAUCCGCCAUUUUGCGUAGGCCAAUCUAGAAACGGCGCAACUGUUUUUGUUAACAAACAUAACUGCUUCAACUUAUUCACCAAAAUGAAUGUCAAACUGGAGGGUGACAUGGUGGACAGAUAAAACAAUGUUCAGAGUGAAAAGGUGUGGAACAUGCAAGUUUCAGAAAACAAACUUGGCACUAAAAGAUUUGGCUGCCUGAAGCCUGACUGUGGCCAGUGUGUGGUCUGUAAAGACAUGAGGAAGUUUGGAGGCAGCGGGGUGAGGAAGAAAGCCUGCUUAAAGAGAGCUUGUGAAAACAAAAACAUAAUAGAAAUAAACAAAACAAGUGGUGAUGGACUAAGUAGAAGGAAACUUACGCCAGAUAAAGGGAAACCUUUGACAGCAAGUCCUAAAAGUGUAAAAUCUGACGGCAAUAUUGGUUUGCCCAAAACACUCAGUAAGAACAGAUCUGAAACCUCAAAAGUCAGCAACGCUGCUGCUCCUCAAUCUCCACUAAAAGUGAAAACACCAUCGCAUAAUACCGGUACAAAACAAGGAGUUAAAAAGGCUGUUCUUGAGCCCGAGGUUGUGAAGGUGCAAGUUAAAAAGAUGGUUAAUUCACCUGUUAAAGAGAAGAAGGUAGUUCAGGUUCAAACAAUGCUCAGCAGUGUGGCAGCAAAGACUGCUUCAAUAACUGUCCAAAUAUUGGACAAACAAGUUGGUAGUAGUCCAGUUCAAAAUUCCUUUAGUGCACUGAGAACUGCAUUGCAACCAGUAUCUGCAAUCGGAACAGAAAUCUCAGCAAAUACAAGAGUAGCAAGUCUGAGCGGUAACGGUACAAACGCUACACCAGCGUCUGUGGAUGGGAACACAAGGAAGGAUUCAAUAGUUCGAAGGUCGCUGGAUUCUGCCAUGGAUCUGUCGUCUGAGCAGGCUGCCACUGCUGUCAGUAAGCCAGAUGUGAAGCUGCCUUCACUGAAGAUGGAUACCAUGAGUAAAUCAGAGCUGAAGGAGUUCAUCCCUGGGUUACUGAAGAUGUUGACUGGUCGCCCGUCUGCUUUCCACAGUCGCAGGUCGGGCAAACCAGUCUGGUGGCCAGACGACGUGUCCUGGGUGAACAACAUCACAGACUGGUACUCACAGAAACUCUGGCCAGACGUAUUGAAGGACAUAAUUGUGAGUGGGUACAGGCAUGUGGGUCAGACCCACCUACUGUCGGAUAGCAAGCACCCAGGUCUGCAGGCCUGCCUAGCUCAACAGAGGGAGGUCGGUGAGGCGACAGUGGGUGCCCGAUCAUGCCCACAGACCCCCAUCAAGACCAAGAGUCUCACAAAAGACCUGUAUCUACCGUACUAUGCAGAGAUCUACAUCUGUUACUUUUGUGAGAAGGAGUUUAUACAGCGGGACUCCAUGCAGGUCCACCAGUCUCUGUGUCCCAAGAGGCCUGUCUUCACCCUAGAGGCGGGGGAAACCUUGACCCUGGGGGCGGGGACAAGUAGGCUGGCCUUCCAAGACAUGCAGGGGGAAUCUUCCUUUAAAUCGAGGACGGAGGUCGGAAAUGUCGGAAACAAGUGGUCCUCUCUGUCCAAGGAGAAGUUUGUACCAAAUUUGGGACUGAUAGCUCAUAAAGAGGCUGUGGCCAUUUUGAAACGGAAGCCCAAGCUGGAGAUUGACUGUGAUAUAAAGCUGGAUGAUGUGGAUCCAGUGCCCUUGUCGCCAGUGCAGAUGAGCUCCCCAACCUCACUGAUGUCUCAGCUGUCGAGAGAGGAGUCUGCAGCAAGGAGACACUUGUCUUAUUCCAUGUCAAUGGACAGGAAUGAGAUCCACAGUGUUCCCUCUGAUGAAGACUCCGACAAUGAUGCCGAUGCUGACAAGAAGCAACAGUCUGGGCCUCAGUUGAAUUUACUGAAUAUCCCGAUCACGUCCCUGCUUGGUCAAAGAGUGAAAAAGUAUGUUCACGUGGACACAGCAUUGCCUGUUGUGGCUGACUCAGACUCUUUCUGUCGAACCCCGGUGAAGAAUCAGUUCUUAGAGAAAUUGCGGAAGAAGCCCCUGGUGUAUCCUAUGAUAUAUAAGCCGAGAAGAGUCGCCAAUAUGCAAAAACAGAACCAUACGUAUUGGUUCACCAAGAAGCAGAAAAAAGAGUUCAACUGUUUUGCUGAGUACGGUUUAAGUGUGAGGAGCUAUGAACUGUUGAAAAAGAUGAAGAAGUUUCGAGUCACUGUGGAGAAGAUGUCGCGCAGGACGUUACUGAUGUGGGUGCCAAGGCGGGUGCUGGACAAAAUCCUGCGGGGGAAGUUCAAGGGUCUGAAGGUAGGAGGGUGUACAUAUGAGGAGGAAUUCUCCACUUCAGAAUGCGAGUUUCCCUCUGGGCCCAGCCUGCUGGCCCCUAACAUUGACAAACUUCUUGGGCUAAAGAAAAAGUCGAGCCAGAAAUCUCCACAGAAGGCUUUGAAGCCCCUCGGCCUGACUAACUGUGUGUCUGAGGAGAUGGAGGCAGAGGCUUCCAAGCAGAAGCUAACGUUGUAUCGGAGCUUGCUGUACGAGAUGUCGGUCGUGAAAACUGCUGUUGUCAUGGAAGACAUUGCUGGAACUAAGGAGAGGUGUUCGGGUAUGAAAAGUGUGGCAAGAGACAAUUUGAAAUCAAUUAAUAAUGAUAGUGAAAUAUUCAGGAAAUCGGACAAAGGAGCUAGUACUAAUGUUGUGGAAGUUAAAGACCAGAAAAGUGUGGGUACAACAAUGGAGUACAAAACUCUCAGGUCCAUUCUGACCUCAGGAAGGGACAAUUCACUGCACACAACAAACAAGCUGCUGGAGCCAGGGUCCUCGCAGCCAGACAUGGACCGGCUGUCUGUUAGGUCUGUCUCCUCAGAGAACGAGUCCAUCAGUUCAAACUGUUGUUCAGCGGCUGCAGAUAAGUCUCAGAAUACCCUUAUCUCCCACAGUAAAGUUGGUGGCUCCAAGAGUGCUAGCUUCUUAGAGCCACUGAAUGUGAACAUUGACACUGAGGGCGUGGGAGGGAGUGGGGACUAUGCCUUUCCUUCACCUGUCUCAAUAACAAGUGAGGCUCCCUCAUUUGUGCUUCCCACAGACCUGAACAAGUCUGGCUUGGAGGAGGAUUUCAAAUCUGCAUUAGACUCACCUGCCGUUGUGUCUCUUGAGAUAGAUAAUGGUAAUGUUAAGAAAGGGGAAUCGAGCAGUUCUCAACCUGUUCGGAAAUCAAACCGUUUGAGAUCUCACUCUGUUCAAAAUGUGCCAUUGUCUUCACUUACUGGGGAGAAACCUCUUCAAGUUGUGAAAAAAAUGUCAGUCUCUCCUUGUAGGAUGUCACCAAGGAAAAAGUCCCUUGUUGUCGAAAAGGACUGUAGUGAAAGACUUGCUGUUGGUUUGGAACUGAUGUCAGUAGUUACUAGCACACCUGAUGGUCCAGAAAAUAAACCGCCUGAAGUGAAAUCUGUCUUGACAGGAGAUGGAGCAUUUAAUGUGAAAUCGAGGAUGGGAAUUGUAAACCCAGAAUCGUUAAAGAACACUGUUUCUGCUCCCUCUCAAGGGAACCCCGGUCAAAAAGUAACAGAAUCUGUCUCUCUGAUGGAGAAUAGGAGUAGAAAGCGUAAAAGAACUGAGAGUCUUCAGCAAAUUGGCAGUAACAACGCUUUGGUGUCGAACAGUCCAAGCAAGAUUCGGAAGGUUGUGUCAUCCACAAUAUCACCUACACAUUCUAUUCUUAAUGUUAAAACUCGGUCUUCAAAGAGGGAGGAAGGGGCGGGAGAUAAAGCAUGUUCCAUUUUUUCCUCUGAUAUAUUUAAAAACAAUACCACACAGUCAAACAGUCUUGAGGCCAGUAUCAAGAGAAGCCAUAGACUUUCAGAAAAACUUUCUCAGAACAAAGGUCUUUUGAUUAACUCCAGGGAGAACUUCUAGAAACGUGGAACAUAAUUUGUUAAUUUUAUAUUUUCAAACGAUUGAUUUGAUAUUGAAGAAAACAUUUAAAGAAAUUGUUCAGUUUUUAGAUGCCUCCAAAAUUGUUCAAAAUAAAUAUUUUUGUUGUCCCUGAUUUUGGAAAAUUUCCAAAAAGAAAUUUAAUUAAAAUGUGUUAUUACUUUAUGCGCUUUAUAUGACUAUAUUAUUGAUGCUGUGUUUUUAGAAAGACAGAUUUUUAUUAUUGUAUAAAUUUGAUAAUGAAAAUGCUUAAUAUAGUAUAAAUGAGACAAAUGAUUGAAAUUAUCAUGAAAAAUCACAAUAUUUAAUAAUUAAGUUUAAGGCUUUAACUACAUGUAAUCAUGCAAAAUCUUAAUUUUACAUAAAUAAUGUAAAUGCUUAAAAUUAUAAUUAAAAAUUCUAAUAUUAAAUAAAUCAGGUAAAAGCUUGAAAAAAAAUCAUUAAAAUAGAUGUAUUAAAUAAAAAAGGUACAUGCUUAUAAGGAUUAUUCAAUGUUAUAAUAUAUCCUAUUGGAAUCAAAGGUGUCAAGAUUCUGACAAGAUUAAAUACAGUCUCCAUAUUUGUUACACAUUUCUUAUCAAUACCAAGGUUAAGGGUGUUCAAAAUAUCAGUCCGAGAUCAUGUUAAUGGUAUACGUUUGUGAAAUUGUGAUGCAAUUGGUUCAUUAGAGCUACAACAAAACAUAAUGCAUAAAUUGUUGUGUUGCCAGUGUUUUAUAACUGGUUAUAUUUUAUACUGAAUCCUUUUUUUCAAGACUGUUCAGCAUAAUGUUUUCAUUUUUGCAUGGUAUACUCUGUCCAUCUGGGAGUCCUCAUUAGAUAUUGUCCUAUUUUUGAGUAUUGAAGAAAUAAGAGACCAUCAUGAAAGAUCAAUAAAGAAAAUUGUUUUGUUUUUUAUUCAAAAAAGGUGUACGCUAAAAUGUUUGGUUCCUCUGUUAUAGUAUUUUAUUAAUAUGCAGUAAUAUUGAGUAAAUUGUGGACAGAAAGUUGUCUUAUACUGAAUUGUUUACUAGGAUUGUGUACAGUAUGCGCUUAAACUGUUAUAAGGGGUUCUUAUUUCUGAAAUUAAUGUGAAAAAAAACAACAUUAAUACAAUUAUCUAGUUUUGGUUGUUCACUGUAAAUUUUACAGCUACUUAUUUUAUUAACUUCAAUCAUAUUCUUUCUGUGUUAUUAUGGGUAUAUUCUGACAGAAACUUUUGAUUACUGUCUUGCAAAAUGAGAAUCUCAUGCAUUGUAUAUUGCUACAUGUGCUGCAUCAUGUGAAAAUGGAUCCCACGCCAUGGAAGCCAGCUAACCUGUCCAUGCAAGGUUUCAUUGUCUCUCUAUCAAACAGCGUAGCUUAAGACAAGCCUGUGCAUUCACAUAUUACAUAAGCCCCUUUUUUGCAUGAUGCAGCUCUUAAGUUUUUUAGAUGAAUUAUAUUUUGAAAUGAAUGCAAUAAAAUCGAUGCACAUGUUUUUACCCUCAAAAAGAACAAACAAACUUAGUGUGAAUAAUGAUCUGAAGAUUCAGUGCUGGCCAAUUACUUCAGUAUGAGCAUCAAUUUGAGAAAACUGGGCGUACUACAUGUGCUUAACAUUUGGUUCUAGAUUAGCCUGUAGUUUGUGCAGUCUACACAGGUUUAUCCGAGACUACACUUUCAUGCAAUGUAUCCAGUUCAGGACAAAGUGUUGUCCCUGAUAAGCAUGUGUGGACUUCACAAGCUAAUCUUUGAUGAUACUUUAAAAAAUGCAUUUGGCCCAGUUCCUGGAGGGCGGCUCGUGUAUAGUUUUGUUUACCUGAGGAAACUAGAUGUUCAUGUUGUUCGUAUCUAUGCAUAAUUAAUUGAUUUAUUUGAAUGAUACAUUCACUCGUUUAGUUGCGAUGCAGGCAAAUUAUCAGAAAUAAAAAUGUAUAGUUCCACCAAGCAAGUCCCAAUUAUUAAAUGACUUGAGACCAAGAAAUUGUAAUAAUUCUUCCUACAGAAGCCUCAUUUUGAGAUAACUGACCUUAAUGCAUGUAAGCAAAGUUUUUGCUUUUGAGGUCUGCACUGGCUAAUGUGGUGCAACUCUUUCUGCUUUGUUUAAACAUUUCGUUGAAAGUCUCUUCAAAACAAAAAAUCCAUUGAAGGUGGACAGUGCGUUUAGUCCAGUUUUCUGUGAAUGAGGCUCUAUAAGAAGCCGAGAAUCCGAUCAAGUCUGGUUCAGAAGUAACUAGAUCAAACUGCUUCCCUGACUAUGUUGAUAUUUGGUUCUUUCUCUUGAGGAUUUCUUCAGUUGGAAUGCCAAAAUUUCAUAGACAAAUUAUGCUUACAUUUCUAUCCUAUUCAGUAUUGCACAGUUUAGCAAAACAUACUUAAGCCCCACUCUGGGAUAAAGGGGAUUAAUGCAUGUGCAUUAAGAGUUGUCCCAUAUUAGCCUGUGCAGACCGCACAUGCUAAUUAGGUACAACACUUUCCACUUUUAUGGAUUUUUCAGGUGAGCUUUUGUGACCGGUCUUUGUCCGUCGUAUGUCCGUCCGUCCCUCCGUUAACAUUUGCUUGUAAACACUAUAGAGGCCACAUUUCUUGUCCCAUUUUCAUGAAACUUGGUCAGAAGCUUUGUCCCUAUGAAAUCUCGGCCGAGUUCGUAACUGGGUUGUGCCAGGUCUAAAACUAGGUCACUAGGUCAAAAAAAAGAAAAACCUUGUAAACACUGUAGAAGUCACAUUUCAUGCCCAAUCUUCAUGUCACUUUGUCAAAAUGUUUGUCUUAAUGAUAUCUUGGUUGAGUUCAAAAGGCCGCCAGUGGGCGGGGCAGUUUUCCUUAUUUGGCUAUAGAGAAACCUUGUGAACACUCUAGAAGUCACAAUUUUUGCCCAAUCAUCAUGAAAGUUAGUCAAAACAUUGGUUCAAUUGAUGUCUCGGAAGAGUUCGAAAAUGGUCGAGAUCGGUGAAAAAACAUGGCCGCCAGUGGGCGGGGCAUUUUUCUCUAUAUGUAUAUAGUGGCAGUUUUCCCUAUUUGGCUAUAGAGAAACCUUGUAAACACUCUAGAAGUCACAAUUUUUGCCCAAUCAUCAUGAAAGUUAGUCAAAACAUUGGUUCAAUUGAUGUCUCGGAAGAGUUCGAAAAUGGUCGAGAUCGGUGAAAAAACAUGGCCGCCAGUGGGCGGGGCAUUUUUCUCUAUAUGUAUAUAGUGGCAGUUUUCCCUAUUUGGCUAUAGAGAAACCUUGUAAACACUCUAGAAGUCACAAUUUUUGCCCAAUCAUCAUGAAAGUUAGUCAAAACAUUGGUUCAAUUGAUGUCUCGGAAGAGUUCGAAAAUGGUCGAGAUCGGUGAAAAAACAUGGCCGCCAGUGGGCGGGGCAUUUUUCUCUAUAUGUAUAUAGUGGCAGUUUUCCCUAUUUGGCUAUAGAGAAACCUUGUAAACACUCUAGAAGUCACAAUUUUUGCCCAAUCAUCAUGAAAGUUGGUCAAAACAGUGGUUAAAUUGAUGGCUUGGAAGAGUUCGAAAAUGGUCGAGAUCAGUGAAAAAACAUGGCCGCCAGUGGGCGGGGCAUUUUUUUCGAUAUGUACAUAUAUAGUGGCAGUUUUCCCUAUUUGGCUAUAGAGAAACCUUGUAAACACUCUAGAAGUCACAAUUUUUGCCCAAUCAUCAUGAAAGUUGGUCAAAACAUUGGUUUUAUUGAUAUCUCGGACGAGUUUGAAAAUGGUCGGGAUCGGUGAAAAAACAUGGCCGCCAGUGGGCAGGCAUUUUUCUCUAUAUAUAUAGUGAAAACAUGUGAACACAGUAGAAGCCACAUUUUGGGCCCAAUUUUCAUGAAAUUUGCUCAGAACAUUUGUUUCCUUGAUAUGAGAGUUGAGUUCCAAAAUGGUUCCGGUCAGUUGAAUAACAUGGCUGCUGGGAGGGGGGCAGUUUUCUAAUUAUACCCCCCCCCCCUUUCGAAGAAGAGGGGGUAUAUUGUUUAACUCAUGUCGGUCUGUCCGUCCACCAGAUGGUUUCCAGAUGAUAACUCAAGAGCGCUUAUGCCAAGGAUCAUGAAACUUCAUAGGUACAUUGAUCAUGACUCGCAGAUGACCCCUAUUGAUUUUCAGGUCACUAGGUCAAAGGUCAAGGUCACGAUGACCCGAAAUAGUAAAAUGGUUUUCGGAUGGUAACUCAAGAACACUUAUGCCUAGGAUCAUGAAACUUCAUAGAUACAUUUAUCAUGACUCGCAGAUAACCCCUAUUGAUUUUCAGGUCACUAGGUCAAAAGUCAAGGUCACGGUGACCCAAAGCAGUAAAAUGAUUUCCGGAUGAUAACUCAAGAACGCUUAUGCCUAGGAUCAUGAAACUUCAUAGAUACAUUGAUCAUGACUCGCAGGUAACCCCUAUUGAUUUUCAGGUCACUAGGUCAAAGGUCAAGGUCACGAUGACCCGAAAUAGUAAAAUGGUUUCCGGAUGAUAACUCGAGAACGCUUAGGCCUAGGAUCAUGAAACUUCAUAGGUACAUUGAUCAUGGCUCGCAGAUGACCCCUAUUGAUUUUCAGGUCACUAGGUCAAAGGUCACAGUGAUCCGAAAUAGUAAAAUGGUUUUCAGAUGAUAACUCAAGAACGCUUAUGCCUAGGAUCAUGAAACUUCAUAUGUACAUUAAUCAUGACUCGAAGAUGACCCCUAUUGAUUUUCAGGUCACUAGGUCAAAGGUCAAGGUGACCUGAAAUAGUAAAAUGGUUUCUAAUGAUAACUCAAGAAUGCUUAUGCCUAGGAUCAUGAAACUUCAUAGGUACAAUGAUCAUGACUCGCAGAUGACCCCUAUUGAUUUUCAGGUCACAAGGUCAAAGGUCAAGGUCACAGUGACCUUAAAUAGUAAAAUGGUUUCUGGAUGAUAACUCAAGAACGCUUAUGCCUAGGUUCAUGAAACUUCAUAGGUAUAUUGAUCAUGACUCGAUGAUGACCCCUAUUGAUUAUCAGGUCACUAGGUCAAAGGUCAAGGUCACAGUGCCAAAAAACGUAUUCACACAAUGGCUGUCAAGGUCACGGUGACUCGACUUAGAAAAAUGGUUUCUGGAUGAUAACUCAAGAAUGCUUACCCCUAGGAUCAUGAAACUUCAUAGGUACAUUGAUCAUGACUCGCAGAUGAAAUAAUGAUGAAACUUGACCAGGAUGUUUGUCUGGACAAUAUCUAGGUCAAGUUUGACAUUUGGUAAAGAUUGAAUUAACCGACUCCUCUCAGGUGAGCGAACUAGGGCCAUCUUGGCCCUCUUGUUUGUAUUUAAGGACAAUGCAGUUUAUUCGGAAAUUAUCAUUCCAGAUUGUGGACUUCACAGAAUUAUCGCAGAUGAUCUUGUACAAACAGGCAUUAAGCCCCAUUUUCCUAGACAGGGAUUCAUAUAAGUUUGCUUUGUUAACACCUCUGUCUGUUAUUCUUUAUUGUUGUUUUGUUGUCUCUGUGAUAUUUAAUACUAUAGCAGAUUUUUUUGUCCCCCACUAUAGUAGUGGGGGACAUAUUGUUUUUUCCCUGUCUGUUGGUCUGUUGGUCUGUCUGUCUGUUUGCGCCAACUUUAACAUUUUGCAAUAACUUUUGCAAUAUUGAAGAUAGCAACUUGAUAUUUGGCAUGCAUGUGUAUCUCAUGGAGCUGCACAUUUUGAGUGGUGAAAGGUCAAGGUCAUCCUUCAAGGUCAGAGGUCAAUUAUAUGUGGCCAAAAUCGCUAAUUUUAUGAAUACUUUUGCAAUAUUGAAGAUAGCAACUUGAUAUUUGGCAUGCAUGUGCAUCUCAUGGAGCUGCUCAUUUUGAGUGGUGAAAGGUCAAGGUCAUCCUUCAAGGUCAGAGGUCAAAUAUAUGUGGCCCAAAUCGCUUAGUUUAUGAAUACUUUUGCAAUAUUGAAGAUAGCAACUUGAUAUUUGGCAUGCAUGUGUAUCUCAUGGAGCUGCACAUUUUGAGUGGUGAAAGGUCAAGGUCAUCCUUCACAAGGUCAAGGUCAUCCUACAAUGUCAAACAUCAUAUAGGGGGACAUUGUGUUUCACAAACACAUCUUGUUAAAUGCUUGGUUUCACCUAUUUUAAGAUAAAACUACUUAACUCGUAGGUACUUAGUGAAGUGUUUUUACAAACCAUUUAGAAAGUAACAUGACUUUGUUAAUGUUGUUCAUUUUAUACCAAAAUCGGAGUUAAUGCAAUGGCGGUCAUUAUUAGUCCCAUACCUGUGUUACGAAAGGUAAUAAAGGUUAACACUGGUCCGUCCAUAGUGUGUCUGAUUCUGGACCCUUUUUUAUGAGCAAAUUGCAAUUUGUGAUUUGUUUGUGACAUUUUAAUACAUGUAGGGCAUGUAGUGUAUGCAUUUACUGAUGUCAUACAUUUGCGGAAGUUCAACAACUGAUUAUUUAAUAUCUACCAUGCAAAAUAUAUCCACUUUAUCUUGACACAAACUAAAAUGACAAACAUUAACUAGAUUUUGUCAGUCAGGGUUUAUUUUCGACCACACUUGCCCACACGUGUUUUCAUUUGUGGAGAAAAAAGUAGUUGUCUAAGAUAAUUUAAGAGCCAGUGUCUGCUGUCAAUUUAGUCUCAUUCUGGGAAGAUCGGGCUAAAAGCAUGUACAUAUUGUGUCGUCCCUGAUUAGCCUGUGCACAGGUUUUUCAACUACAACACUGACUGCUUUUUAUGAUUGUUUUUCUUUAAAGGAAGUCUCUUAACAAAUAUCCAGUUUUAGUAGAAAAUGUUGCCCCUUAUUAGCUUGUGUUGACAUUCAAGUUUACACAGAGCGAGGCUCGACGUAUAUACCUAUUCAGUUACGAUGUCUAGAUACUUGACUACAAGUUAUGCUCUGUGAUAAUAUAGGGUUUCGUCUGAGCUUCGAAUGCAUUACAAGUAACAACUUAAUUAAUCCAUUUGCAUUAAUAACAUAUUUUUAAUUUACAAAAAGUAUAAAUGUAUUACCCAGUCAAGAAAAAAGGAAACAGAUGAACAUAAAACAGGUACAAUACAUGGUAUUUUGAAACUUUUAUAACAUUUAAAUCUGUUUAGAAUUUUGUUGGGUACAUAAUCGUUUUCUUUAAAUGAAUCCGAGUUUUUCGGUAUGAUUAAUUGGAGAAAGAAAUAUUGUUAAAUGAAUGUCACAAACCAGUUUAAAAUGUGUUAACAAAUUUGUUUUUGUUUUAAAGCGUCUAAUUGCCUCCUUAUGCAAAUCUAAGCUGAAUUUUGCGCUUAAUUUCAAAAUGUUUACUUCCAAAAUAUUUGACCCAGUGAUUUUGCUCCCUGUUUGCCACGCGUUUGCCAUUACUACAUUGGUAACUCUUGAUUUUGUUAAUAUGGUUGUUUUGUAAUGAAACAAUUAGCAUUACUCGUUCUGCUUGUUAUUUCAUGAUUUGAAUAAUUUUGUCAGUUUAACAAAACAUUUAUUUGUAAUACCAAACGUAUGUAGACAUAAUUAUUGUGUCGAUAUUGGCUUGUGUACAUAGCGUUCAUACAUGCAAAUUUCCCAGACUGUAGGUUGCCUGUAAACGUGUUGUAUAUGCCGGGUUUUCCUGCAUAUUUUACAGUCUCAAUGACGAACCAGUGUUCCAAGAGAACAGUUGGCUUUAAUUUAUGAACAUUAUGAAAUAAAUUUUAUGAAAACUA
This is a messenger RNA of Dreissena polymorpha, 11517 nucleotides long. RefSeq lists its product as uncharacterized. The record is from RefSeq and is a predicted model, not a curated record. The transcript has 10 exons. Bases 196 to 3945 code for a protein of 1249 amino acids. Gene Ontology annotation, molecular function: DNA binding; zinc ion binding. Lineage: Eukaryota; Metazoa; Mollusca; Bivalvia; Myida; Dreissenidae.